AAGACGAGGGAGGGAUUCUCGGAGGAGCGAAAGAGAGAAGCGCAUCAAGGCGAUCCGAGAGGGAGAGGAGGGAGAUCGGAUGCGAGUGAAACGAACAGAGGAAACAUUCAGGGGAUGAAACGGGGGGAUUGCACGUGAAAAAGGAGACGCGAAAGCGAGGGUGGAAAGAGGGUGGGAGCGAUAGAGAUAGUAACCAGGCACACGUUGGCAGGCGGGAGAGCGAGAGGACGAUUUCCGGAGUGAACCAGACUGGGAGAAAGAGGGAAGACAGAGAGAGGGUCUGAAGAGAGAAAUCGACAGUGGAUCCGCGUUAGCUACCGAGGGAUGAAAGGCAACAAUCUCCGCAAGGCUAGUGGCGCAAGGGAAUAUCUCGCGCUUUCGUAUCUACCAGAGGACGUUGACGACGUCGACGUCGACUACGAGGACGAGGAGUGAUGCUAAACGACGAUCGAUGACGCGCUCGUAACAACGCGUUGUUCGGAAUCGUGAGUUCUAAGCGAUCCGCGAGUUCGACCGCGAGUUCAGCCUCGAGAAGUGAUAACGCCGGCUCUUAUGUGAACGCUGAUAACAAUAAUUGAUCCCCCGCUCAACGCUAAUAACGACGAAGAAAGCCGAUGUGAGAAAGAUCGCGAUCGAUCUCGAGUCGCGAUGAUGGACCGAAGUGCGCGUUAACAAGGCCAGUCGUUAACGUGAUAAAAUUUAGUCAUUAUUCCGAUAUUUCUUCCAUCGAAUUUUGACAAUGAAAUCGUCACCUGCAUCGUGAUUUUCGUCGAAUGCAGCAGAACGACGGCGGCGGCGGCGAGCCGAUUACGGGGAUGCCGAGGGGAUGCGAGGAUACCGCGAGAUGACGUUCUCCAACGCGCUCGUCAUUCGCUGACGUAAUCUCGCUCGGAUAACGAAGACGAUUUGGCAGGAUGCUGCUGCGCGGGCUGUCGUUGAUCGUCUUCCUCCUCCUCGUGCAGCCGCGUCACCGUGUCAUCUGGGCUUCCCUAGAGAGUAUCGGGAUGUCCGAUAGAUUGGAGAACGUUACACAGACGAUUUCGAGGAUACUCGAUGGCUAUGAUAUUCGAUUAAGACCGAACUUUGGCGGUGAUCCAUUAUUAGUUGGGAUGGAUCUCACCAUUGCAAGUUUCGACGCGAUCUCAGAAGUCAAUAUGGAUUACACGAUAACGAUGUACCUAAAUCAAUACUGGAAGGACGAGAGACUCGCUUUUUCGCAUGAGGACGAAGUCUUGACGUUAAGCGGUGAUUUCGCAGAAAAGAUUUGGGUCCCCGAUACGUUUUUCGCAAACGAUAAAAGUAGCUUUCUGCAUGAUGUCACCGAGCGCAACAAGCUUGUCAGAUUAUCGGGUGACGGCUCGGUCACAUAUGGCAUGAGAUUCACGACAACUCUAGCCUGCAUGAUGGAUCUGCAUUAUUAUCCUCUCGAUUCACAGAAUUGCACCGUCGAAAUCGAGAGCUAUGGAUAUACAGUUCUCGACGUAGUAAUGUACUGGAAAGAAACUCCCGUUCGCGGAGUCGAGGAGGCGGAAUUGCCACAAUUUACGAUAAUCGGCUACGAGACCAACGAUCGAAAGGAGGAAUUGGCAACAGGCAUCUACCAAAGACUCUCGCUGAGUUUUAAACUUCAAAGGAACAUCGGAUAUUUUGUUUUUCAGACAUACCUGCCGAGUAUACUGAUCGUGAUGCUUAGCUGGGUUAGCUUCUGGAUCAAUCAUGAAGCUACCAGCGCAAGAGUAGCUCUCGGUAUUACGACCGUGUUAACGAUGACAACAAUAUCAACGGGUGUUAGAAGCUCACUGCCACGGAUUAGUUACGUGAAAGCCAUCGAUAUUUAUUUGGUGAUGUGCUUUGUUUUUGUAUUUGCGGCUCUGUUGGAAUACGCAGCGGUCAAUUAUACGUAUUGGGGUGCCAGAGCGAAAAAGAAAACAAAGAAGAAAGAGACCGACGAGAAGAAAGUGCUCUCUUCUAAAAUUGGGAGCAAAGCCAGUUCGCCCUUUCCUGAUUCUACGGACGCGGAUAUCAUAGAACUUCAGGAUCUCAGAAUGUCGCCUCUGCCGAGCAUUAGAAAUAGGUCAGGCCUAGUCAGCGCUUCAUCGAUGCCGGGAGCUGGAAGGGAUCACGACCCGGCCAAGUUUCCGCCAAGCUUUCGUAUUUCCAGGGUCGCCGCUUACAACACGCACACUCGAAAUAGCGGUCUCAGGUACAGAGGCCCAAGAUCGCAUAAACCAAAGGUUUUACAUGCUAUACGUAGAGGAGCUUCCGUGUUGCGAGUGUCGAUGCCGAAAAUCAAGGAUGUGAAUGUGAUAGAUAAGUAUUCGCGAAUUAUUUUCCCAGUCAGCUUUAUGCUGUUCAAUGCCGUGUAUUGGAUCUUCUAUUUUUUUGAGCGACAAAACGGAUAUUAAAUCGAAUUCGGUCACUUCUGUAUUUAAAAAGGACCAAUCGUUUCGGGAGGAUCCUUUCGAGCUUUCAAGCACGUCAAACGUGAGCGAUGUGUAAUUUUUCGCGAAAUUAAAGAUCCAACCGAAUGCACAACAGGUGAUGAAAGUACUGAAUCGAAAGUACUGCCAUGAAACACAUUUAUCGAUAAAAAUAAAAUGUAUUUGCGAGAGACUCGUGUGUCAACAACAUAUAUUUACGAGAUUUUCAUUAAUUAGAAAACAUACAAUGUAGCGAUAUUACGAACGAGAAUAUGUUCCUAAUGAAACGUGAGAGUUUAUGUCAUGUGCACAACAUGGAAAAGACGCCAAUAAUUCGGUAAUGAAUAAGAAAAGUCGCAGUAAGAUCCAAAAAUAAAUUGCGUUAGAAUUAAAUUUAAUAUUUGCAUUCGUGAUAAUAAAAUUGGUCUACGUCAUAUUUCUUACUUUGGAAAUAAAUAUAGACUUUAUUUCUGUCUAUAUAUAUGUAGUGUAUAUAUUUUCUUUUUAUACAUAGAAAAGUAUUAUUGAUUUUAUUUGCUGCAAUGAUGUAUAGUGCUUUAUAUUUUGUGUACAAUAAUAUAUAAAAAUU
Nylanderia fulva is the source of this 3009-nucleotide messenger RNA. Lineage: Eukaryota; Metazoa; Arthropoda; Insecta; Hymenoptera; Formicidae. The record is from RefSeq and is a predicted model, not a curated record.